AAGUGAAAAAUCAUCGACGAAAGCUUUACAAGCAAAAGUUUGUUCUUGUGUUCAGGCGCACGCUCUUCAAGGUGUGCUGAAUAUGGUGAAAUUUUUGAAAGCAUACGAAUUCUCGUGUUAUAAUAAAAGACUCUCUUCGAAUCGCAAAUGCGGACGAGGUCAUUCAAGGUUUUCAACAUUUCAGCACCAGUUAUCAAGAAGUAAUGUAAUUGUCCAUUCAUGAUCGAAGUUUUUUCUGAACCUGAAGAUGCAUUUCCGAUUGGGAAUUCUAUUAUCGUGUGUCUGGAUGGAAAAAUGGACAUUGUGUGUGAAUCUUCAGGGCCACACGCAUACUCUUUGAUCCCGAGCGCUCUGUCCCAACAAUCUGCAACUGGUUCAUUUUUUUAGGACAUGCAUACAUAACCUUAGCCUCUUGUAAUUUGAUAGCGGCUAGUACUAUCAACGCAUGAUGACUAGAGCAUGAACACUUUUCUCCAAAAAUGAUUGUCCAAUCUCAGUUUUGAUCUUGCGUCAGAUCACUGGUUUUGUUUUUCGAGAAGAUUCCCACUCAUUUGACCAAAGAAAUGUAGUUCUCGGAUUCUUUGCCUUGCCAACCACCUAAGUGCUAUUAACGAGGUGCUUCAAUUUCAACAUCGAUUGGUAGAAAAAUUCUUUCUUCAUUCUUCUAUUUUGUACUUCAACGAAGUAGCAAAGAAACGACUCUCGCAAAAUGAGUAUGAUGCGACCAGGAGGUGUGAAUCGGCCUUUCAAGCCGAAGCCGAUGCCCUUUGGUGCAGGCCUGAUGAUGCAGUUGCAAGCUCAGGCCCAAGCACAAGCACAAGCGCAGGCGCAAGCACAGCCGCCACCACCAACGCCAGUAGGAGCUGUGGUGCCGGUAUCAUCGAUUUCUCCAUCCAUUGGAGUUAUGGAUUAUGCUAACAUCUCUCUCCUUAGUACUUCGCCUCGCGAGUAUUUUAUCAAUUUUUUUAGUACCUUGCUCAACUUCCAAUAUAUUUUUCAUCAACAAUGUUGACCACUUACUGUUACUUUGCAUUAUUGUUCAUUGAAUCUUCAUAACAGGGUGUCGCCCCAGUCCCGCCAGCUGGGUCUCGGUCUACAGCGAUGGCAAAGCCGAGUAGUGUCAGUAGUGCUUCUUCGGCGCCUCCAGCCCAGAAAUUGAGUCCGGCAAUAAUCGCUCUCGAUGCGGAAAUCAAGAAGUUAGAAGCUGUCAAGCGCUGUUUUUUGCACACACGGGAGAAUAAAAGCUGCAAAAACUGUAAGAAGAAGCGGGAUGCGGAUGCAGAAUGCGAACGACUGAAAAAGAAUUAUGAAAUAAAUGUUCCUUCAUUCAUUCAUUCAUUCAUUUAGUACGCGUUCGGGAGGUGUUGUAGAAGUUCUAGUACUGGUCGUUGUACCAUGUAGCAUACUAGUGAGUUCAAGUUGCCGUAGCAGAAUUCGUAAUCGAGAGCAAAUCAAGAGUUGUAGGAUACGAAGAUGGCAAGAAUUAUUGCUUGUUCUUUUCUCUCAAGGACAGAUCACUUUCGUCUUCUCUAAUCUCUACGAGAGGAGUUAAGCAACGGAGCCGAAGUGCAAGCGACGGAAUACGUUUCGCGACUGUUAGGUGUGAAGCAGAUGCGAUCGAGUAAGCGGUUUCCUGGCUUUAAUGUGGAUCCAGAAACUGAAAAACUAGUCUUCUCCGGUGGCCCCGACUACGGUUUGCCAUCACUCAUCAAAGAUCAGAUUUUGAGGGCGCCGUAUUACGCAAUAUUGUGUGGUGCGGAGGAACUCACUUUCGUGCAGAAGGGAAGCAAAGUUUAUGUUCAGUGUAUGUGUGUUGGCUUCUUGUUCAUCAAAGUGAAUUAGGAAAUUGUUCCUCUUCAACGCAAUCAUUUAUUGAUGAAAUGCUAUGAAAGAGGUACCAUGAGGACAUGACAUGAUGCAAUAGAUAGUUGCCGGUGGUAGAGUAUGAUGCAAUGAUAGAUUAAUAUACCUGAAUAUGAAGAUGCAAUGAUAGAUUAUACCUGAAUAUCAAUAUCUUCAGCAAAUCAAUCACAUUCACAUCAAUCACAUUCACAUCAAAGUGUAAUCUGAUCCCCAGCAUGAAAAAAAGCUCCUCUAAGCGUCGGUACCUCUGCAGAAGAAGGUGCAGGCUGACGGCACAUUAGGCGCUCUGGAUCCCUAUAGUUACAACCAGCUGGUGAACGAAAUUGAGACGAAAGUGGCGGACUGCCACCAUUUGGCACCCAAAAGUUUGGGCGAAGCGAGAGGCGAAAAAGAUCGAGCGAGCAACUUCUUCUGCAUUUUAUAUGCUUUUUUGAGGAACGGACUGACGGAAGAGGAGCUUAAUGUUAUGAUCCAAAACAACAUUGGAAGUCAUUUGUGGCUAUAGGUCUACGUAUCUACGACUGGGCACACUGCUACUAUUACUACUACGACUACUAAUAUCUAUGAUGUAGGUAUGGACAACAUUUCCAUCUCGUGAGUAAGGAAAUCGAACUUCUUGUUGUUAGUCAACUACUGCAACUGAAGUGUCAAGCUUACAUUACACGUCCUCCUCCACCUCCUCGUCAUUGGUAUUGUACAGUCUCUUCAGUGAUAAUUUAAGAAAACCUCGUCUGGCCUUUAACCAGCAAAGGAGUAAACUUCUUCUUUUGCGUAAAGACCUCACUGGACCAGGACAAUUUGCUGAGCUUUCCGACUACGAAAAGACCGCCACUCUGCGCCGACGCCGAUCACGACGACCUGUUUCUUCUCGACUAAGAAGAAGAUGAGUAAGCCUCUAUUCUUAAAGAAGGAUCAGAAUGACUCAUUCUGAAGGAGUGAUUUUGCAACUCUUGCAUUCAUAUUGCGAGUUCGCUUUAAAAAUGAAUGCGCAGCAGAGCAACCGGCGACGCGUCGCACUUUAGAGAGACUGAUCUAAGGAAGCGGCAUCGUCUUUCUUCUUUAUGGCUCAGUCUUGAUACUGGAUGAUACCCGUCCACAGAAGAUACGUGCGCAGUUUCCUAGUACUAGUGGAGAGCCUAUUUCUUGAAGUGUCUGAUGUACAAACAUUGGCUGUCGUGUUUAGGAGCCUUCUAAUUUCGUAACACGGUACAAACAGCCCUUUUGACUGCAGGGACGAUCCUGCCCUCCACGAAGGAGUAACGCCCUCCGCUGCCGCAACGUGGUCAAGUAGAUGGACAAGACGCUGCCACUCGAGUGGAUCUUGUUCUUGGACACCCGCCUGAGUCCAACUAACUACUUCAACGCGGAGUGAACCAAAGAACAAAAAGGAAAACGCCUUUUCUUGGUCGCGAUAGGCGUGGGCCGUUCUUGAAGGUGGCCGUUGCGGUGUCUUUUCAUCUAAGUAAGCGCAUCUUGUGUCUGGUCCAGGGAGGUCCUCCUAUACCUGGAAAUUAUUGUCUGUACAUCCCAUGUAAAAGGAGCAAAAAAAGUAUAUUAUACCACACCUACCUUAAGCAUAAGCUGGCUUCAUUUAGUCGGUCUACAACCUACCUUAGAAAUGAGAUUUUACUUACCCUUACUUAAUAUCACACCAUUCACAACCACAUUCCCUUUUCAUUCCUUGCCUCCUCGAGUCUCGCCAUGUGUUUUGUAAGGCUAUGGGCGUCAUGCUGUUGCGGAUUACGGCACCUCCGAAGGAUAUCUACGCUUUGUUGAGACCAUAUCUGCUCAUUAUGGACCAGGAGAUGGCACCUGGAUUUGCGAAAGAGCAGAGAAUUGGUUUCGGCGAAUACGUUGAGGAGCUCUUGAACACUGAUCGAUACUUCGAAACGAUGCUUUUAUGUUGAAGUCGUGUGAUUGAUAGUUGAUGUAGUUUUUACUAGAGUAAAAGCUUCAACGAACGCGGGAUGUGGUGCAGUUCAUUCAUUCCACACGAAAAGAUACAGCAGUAAGCAUAGUAUCAACGAGAAAGAAAUGUUGCCUACUCAUUUCCCACUCUAAUCCCUCCCCGCGUCCCGAUUCCAGAGCGCAAGCGUUUUCAGGCAGAAUUCGCGCAACAUCUGCAGGUUUGGCGUCUCCGUGCAGCUCAGCAUUGGUCCGGCAAAUUAGCGCAUCUACAGCCAGGAACCAAACUCCAAUGUUUCUCGAAUCAAGCGGAUUGGCUCCAAGGCGAAGUCCUUUACAUCGAGUUUAAACGUGGUGUCCGGUCACAAGUGAAGUGCUACUUGGAGGAUCAGACACAAGAGAGCUUUCUUUUGUGUGAUUUGGUGCUGCCAGGGAAUGGAGAAGGCAGAUUGGAGAAGUGGGAUCCGAAUCAUACCCAGUACAAUUACAAUAUCGAUGAAGCAGCGGCGUCGAUGGGAAUGAAUGCUGGGAUGGAAGAAGUCGAGAUCAAUCCAGUAACAGGAGCUGUCAAAGUGGUGCAUAAAGGAGGUAAUCAUUCAUUCCUCACAGUUUUUCGUUCUGAAGAAAAUACACAUAUCUACGUCACAAGGAGGAGACUUUAAUACGUCUACUCUCUAAAUUCUUAGUCGCACCACUCGCAGCACCACCCUAACAUCACACUAUAUUACAUCUGAUACCAGAUAAGCGCAAGCGUGAUGGUGACGAUGAUGAGGACCGCGACAAAAAGAGACAGCGACGUCUUGAUAAGGAUUUAGAAGUCCCCCGAAAUUUAGAUUGGACUAGGCUGCGCGAUUUGCCAGGUCUCGCACAGAGAAAAGAGAAGAUGAUAGCAGCAUACCAACGACACGUGGAAAUUGGAAGCAAAGCAAUGCCGAGACCAACGUACUUAUAAAAUGAUUAUACCUACGUACAUACUAGGACAUCAGAUCAUCAUGCUUUACUUUCCAGCACAAAAGGAAAAUCUAUCCAGAGCCACCUUUCUUCCAUCCACGCACAGAUCAUUCAACUUAAACUUAUCACCUCUACCACAACUACUCUAUACAGCACGAAGUCUGAAGCCUUUCGUGUGGGCACGAAGGCUGACGCAGAUGGCGGUCCUCGCGGUCCUCGACUUAUUAAGGGCUUCGAUGAUGCCUUGGUGUCCAACAAACUUCUCGCAGAACGCAAGAAAAUCUCCCAGCUCGAGGAGGCUGAGGAAGAGGCAGACGGACGUGGAGCGCAGAAGAGACGCAUGGCGGAGCUUGUGGCGAAAUACUGUGCUGACGACGAGCCAAAAGGUAGUAGUGGCAGCAGUUCGAGACGGGUUGAAGUGGAGGGGCCGGAAAGGUUGCGAUUGUAGGAGCUCCUUCCAAGCACUUCUGGACGAUGAAGAAUCCCAGGAUAAUAGUGAGGUCCUGAGACAACAUCAAAGGAUUGUCGUUCCCACAAAGUUCUUUCUUUGCUUCUAGACGAACUAAAUUCUCUGAAGACGCUGUAAUAACCCAACAAUCAGAAGAAUCUCCGAAAAUUUUCCCUCCCAAGUAGCUUUUUUAUCGCACUCAAUAUUCCCCUUGUCUCUGGUGCCAUCUUCAUCUUUUUGUCAAAAACAUCGCACAGUUAUUUGUUCUACGUCAGAAGGACGACGUGGUCUUUUGUCUCAUAGCCCGACUCGGACUUGCAGUGCCGCAACUAGUAGCUCACACAUGAUGUUGUGAAAGUGAAAUCAAAGGUGGUGUUUGACCAUUUAAAUUUACAGCUGUGUGGUGCCGCAUUCUUGCAGUAUGAUUCGAGGCUAUAAACAUCAUCACGCAGUCAUCAUGUGCGUUCAAAAGAUUAUAGGAUCCUGGGAUCCAAACGUGUUGUCAGUGGUGCGCCAGUCGAUUGCCUGCUUUUCCCGUGAAAAUAUCACUCAGCAUAUCGCGAAGCGAGC
Molecule: messenger RNA, 5737 nt
Organism: Amoebophrya sp. A25
Lineage: Eukaryota; Dinophyceae; Syndiniales; Amoebophryaceae
Source: the annotation of a GenBank genome assembly